This is a messenger RNA of Pomacea canaliculata, 7906 nucleotides long. RefSeq lists its product as uncharacterized. The transcript is spliced from 25 exons. NCBI's taxonomy places the organism in Eukaryota, Metazoa, Mollusca, Gastropoda, Architaenioglossa, Ampullariidae. The record is from RefSeq and is a predicted model, not a curated record. Bases 747 to 4907 code for a protein of 1386 amino acids.
ACUUGUACAAAAAUGGCGUCUUCGUAAAUUGUUUAUGUCUCCCUCAUUUUGUUUCCAUACAAGUUGAUAGUUUAUUUCGUGGGAAUAUUGUCUUUGAAAAUGAGCAAUUAUAAAAUCAUACAAAUUCUUUGUUAAUUGUAGGUGUUGCAAAAUAUUGUAAUUGUAGAAUUUAAUACUAAACUUAUAAACAUGUGAACUUUAUAUACACUACUUAUAACAUCACCGGCACGGCUUUUGUUCUGGCGCUCGUCAGUUCAUUCUGCUAGUGUUUUUGUUUCAUGGUUACGGCUGAUAACAUGUAUCACGCAGUCAGUAUUGCAUAUUGUUUUCAUCCAGUGCAAUUAAUCACUAAAGUGACACGAAGUUACUUGAGCGAACGUAUCCUUAGCUGAUGGCAUUUUCUCGUGUCGGACAAUAUAAGUAUCAUUUUCCCUUGCUUCGCUGUGGCCAGGAGAAAACAAACCAACAAUUGCACAUUUCUUUAUGUGUAUAAAACUAGGACUUAAAGGGCCUUGAAAGAAAGAAGCCAAAGCAGAAGCAGAAUGAAGAAAAAUGAUUGUGUUGCACAAAUGCUAUAACAAACAUUGCUGCUAUCUAGUGUGUAUACGUUGCAUGUGACUGGGAACGUUUUUCGUUCUUUACAAUAGUCUUUGAAGAGCCCCACCAACAAUACAGUCUUGUGCUAGUCUCACCCAUCUCGUAGGAACAACACUUUCAUAGUGCUGCAUCUUCUAUACCAGAAAAUCAUGGCUUCAAUCAACUCGAGCAACACCCUUGACUCAUGGGAAGGACGGCUACGCCGACUGCCACCAUUUCAGGCGGUGCUCGAGGGUUGGGGGCCACCAUCUGCUACAAGCCUGCAGUUUUAUCUCUCAGACCUGGACAAUAAACUAGAGGAGAACUCUAGGCAACUAGAUUCUUGCCUACAAGCAUUGCUGCGUUUUACUAACGAUCUGCCAGGGGAACGAACUCUGUCCUCUCCCAGAGAUGGAUUGCUGCAUAUAUACAACAGCCAUGUGUUGGAGAAGGAUUCUUGUUACGACCCUGAGACUGAUGAAGCUGUUAUAAUUUUGGAUGCUCUGCUCCAGCAACUGGAUAAACAGCCAGGCUGUGAAGAGGACAUUCUGCAGGAAGUGCUGGGUUUGAGCUCUGCAGAAGGUUUGUUGUUGCCAUUGAGAGUUAGUAGCCACGAUUCUUCAGAAAUGGUCAUGUCCAGCUCUUCUCUUCAUGGUCUUACAGACCCUAGUGACCAGAUUAUAGAGCAGCGCUGGAAUCGCCUGUCUUCACGCCUGAAAAAGUAUUUCUGUGAACAACUCUUGCAACUGCCCAAUGCACCUAAAGUUGGCUUCAGCACAAACUUUUGUUUGGAUCGCCGCCUGGAGCUUGUGGAGAGUCUGCACUGUCUGUGCUCUGAUGAAGAUACAUGGCAGAGAUAUCGUAGUUUGAGAACCCAGCAGCUUGAAGAGACCUUCACUAAGCUCCUGCCUGAAGUGGAUGAGGAGCAUGUUAGUCACAAAGACUUUUCCAACAACUGUGGGAUUGUAGCCGAUGCAGUCAUAGCCAUGAUCGAUGAGGAUUUUGUUAUUUUGAGCAGUGGUGUCUUUCGCAAGGCCACAGGAGUCUUCAGAGCCCUGCAUGAACUUUACCUUGAAAAGUUUUCAGAUGAAAUGUCCUUGCUUGUAGAUGAAAUUGGUGAUGAAAUUGCUCGGGCUACUCAACGGCCUCUUGCUCCUUCCAAAAGUGAGCAUGGACUACACAAGAACAACGUUGUGCCGUCUUCUCACAGAAACAAAGAGCCACCUCAUCGCAACAGUGUCGGAGCUGUGGCUAGCCUGAAAGAUGGGGGCCCUGUCAACCGUACACAAGCACAAAGUCUGGAUAGCAUGUUUACUGUCGGCACAAACAUGCAGGGGGAUGUCAAGAUGGACUUGCAGAAACGGCGGCUCUCUUUUCCCAAUGAGUGCAUGCACUCCCUGCUGAGCAUUAUCAAGGCACUGAUGCUGAUGGAAGACCAUGUGGACAGCCUGAUGCACACUAUCACAUGGGAUAUCACAGCCCUUGCUCCAAAAAAAGCACGUCGCAAGGCUAGCAUCAGAGGUGUUUUGAAGCCCACUUCUAGUCCGGAAGCAAAGCGCUACUCUAUUCAAUCUUUACAGCAGCAGCAUAGUGACAGCUUCAGUAGCAGUGACACCCAGCUGGAUGUAAUUAGUAACACGCAGCAUGGAGACUCAACCGCUGCGCCUAAAGUUGUGGAGCACAGUCGUUCUGAGGAGCGUUGCAAGUGGGAGUGGAAGUUGGUGUUCAAGAAGUUGUCAGGAGACCUAAGCCAGGCUGUAGAGACCACACUUCUAGAUCAGAUGCAGGCUUCCCUGGGGGUUGAGACUCAGACUUGGGAACAGCAACACACCCUACGCACGGUUGCUGUGGAUGUCAUCAUGCAGGGUGGCAAGAUGGACUACCCAAAAGUCAUAUCAGAGGGCUGCCACCAGUUCCUGGAGGUUGUAGAUCGCCUGCUUCCUCUAGCGCGGGCAGGCUAUGACAGCUGCUUGAUGCCUGUCAGGAAUGCUUUUCUUGACACAAUGUGUAUCUGCCUUAAAAACUUCCAUGUUCAUCUUGUUAAGAUGAGCAAAGAUGUGCCAGCAAAGGCUACCCUGAAGCAGUUAUAUGUGAUGGUAUCCACUAGUGUCAUGAUUCGCAACAACUUACACCAUUAUGAAAACCUUCUGACUUCAGAGGAAGGAGGAAAGAAGGUGUUUGCUGUUCUUCUGCGUCAGUUUAGUGAGCUGAUUGACGCAUUAAUGAAGCAGGCUGUGCAGCUCCACAGCCAAAUGAUGGCAACUAGCAUUCUGUUUGAUGCAGACAGCACAGACUGGAGCAGUUACAAGGACUUUUAUGAGGAUGAGCGAUGCUCAUUCCCAGUUCAGAUGUGGAACUUUCACCUGCGAGCUCUGCGGUAUGAUCUGUGGAGUAUCUGUCCCCCACACCUGGCACAAAACAUUUUUAGCUCUGUACUACAUGACUCCCUGCUCUCCAUCAUGCAGCGCUAUGUUCAUGUACGGCCAAGCUUUCGACGAAUCAAACAAUACAGAUAUGACAUCACAGCAGUACUACUGUGUGUGCUGGAUCACCUGUUCAGCGUGUGUAACUCUCUUUCCAAGCUCCUGGAUCCUGGUCAUGGGCAGCUGCCACAAUAUAGCAUCCACAAUCUUGCCUGCAACCUCUUAGCUGCUCUGGCUGUCAUAGGAGCACCAUUGGAGACCUUGUACAGAUUAUUCAAGAAUGGCUUUGCAAACUACCGUGAAAGUCUGGCCCGACAAGACCACACUGCUGUGGGGAACAACACACAGUGGAUGCACUGGCUUUGGCCGGCACUGUUUCAGCCAGGACACAAGCACUAUGAUGAUAUGCAGACCACAUCAGCUCUGUUCUUGCAGCUGACAUUGUUACUACGACAGCCACAGCCUAACUGGGGACUUCUUGUACAGGCCUUGUUGAUGAAGGACUACACACUGUCCUCAACCCUCCUGACCAGAAGCAUGAUGCAGGCGAGUGCUCACCACAGCCACAGUGAGUCGCUGGAUACCGGUGCUGAUGAAGCUGAAGCAAGUGAGGGAGUGGAGCCCUCUGCCGGCGCUCGGUCUGUCAUCUUUGCCAUCAUCACCUUACUUGCCCAUGCCCAUCAACAUGCCAGUGCCCUGGCCAAGUGCAUUUUGCCAGCAGUGGAAAGGUGUGAUGACUGGGAGAUUUUCAAUAUAAAAGUCAUGUCUCCAGAGCGCAGACCUCCCCUUUGGUUGGAAGCUGUGUUCCAGCUGCUUGAGCCACUGAUAGAUAAAAUCCUGGAAGCAGUGUUAUUUUUCCUGCUAAAGGAGCACUCUUUAGAUUCUGCAAAUGACAGUAUGUUGUCCCAUAUACAUGAUUUGCCCUGUGGUUGCUCUAGCAGUCGUGCCCAGACUGCUGCUGCUCAUAGAACCACUCCAGCCAAAGACCUGAUACAGAAAUGCCUGCAGCUGAUGAUUGAGGAGAGCCAACAGAAUAUGUACAGUCUCAGCCAACCUUUGUGCUGCCUUUUCCAUACACUGCAGGCUGCAUGUGCAGAGCGUAACAUCCAAACCACACACUCUUGCGUUGGCAUCCAGAUUGUGGCAUGGGCAGUGUGGACAAAGAUGAGAGAUGCAAAAAAGAUGGAGCAGAUGGUAGGCCUGCCAGUGGCCCCAUCCUUCCACCAGCAUCUUGUGGUACUCGCUGACCUUUACUUCCAGGUUAUGACUUGUGGGAAAGCCAAAGGAUCGCAGACCCCUCGGCUUGCUAUGCAGUUCCAAAAAACUCACAAGGACUGGCUGUCUCAUAAACUGGACAUCUUGAGCAAAUAUUUAUCUCAGGAAUCUUCUUGUCUCCCCAGAAUGUUUCAUGAUCCAGAGACAGACAUUCUUGAGGGAGCAACCACUGUCUUUGCUGACCAAGUGGCGCAGGUGUUGGCUGUCACAGUCUUGGCCACGCCACAAGGGCCAUCUCAUAUGCAAGCUCUCCAUUCUAUCAUCCGCAACAAUAGUGCCUGGCUCUUCAAACAGCUGGACAUCACAUCACCACUAGCAAAGAUCCAAGAGGGUGAUGACAGCAUUCAUGAUCAGAAAGCAGCCAGGUUUCAUUUGAAGCUUGUAACUGAUGAUUCAGAACUGGUAUUUAAUCCCACUGCUGAGUUCAACAAGAUCGGUGAAUCUGUAUUUGAUCAGGAGGCUAUAGCUAACUUCCCAUUUGACUGGUAUGCCCUGCUAACAUCGGAUUUAGGACUGAGUGAGGCAGCUUUCCUCAAUCUCUUGUCACAUCGUUUUGAGAUGCAGCUGGAUGCCGAACUGACAGAUGCAGAGAGAAGGAUGGUGGAUAAUCUGCGAUCAACAUACAGCUUGUGACCAAGCUACUUCCAACUACCACAGAUAUAUGUGAUUAAUUUCCACCGCCAGGGUUUGUAGAAACACAAGCAUGGCACAUGGAAUGUCAAGACAAUGAGCAGGGAUAUUCAGUUCCUUGUAGUAGAUGUUGAUUCGUAUGUUUUCUAGUCUAGUUGCCUUCUUUAUAGAUUCAUAGAUUCAUGUAUGUUGUCUGUGUGAAGAUACAGCAACCCAGCAGUCUGUCUUUAUCCUUCCUCUGCCAUGACAUCUUGAUGUCUGUGGUAGUUUUACUGCUUUUUGUGUGGAUAGGCUAUAGCAUUGACACUUUUUCAUAAAAUGGAUGUUGUUGGUCAACAGACACAAAACUGUUAAGUGGAGGCACCAUUUCAGCUUUAACAUCUGUCAAAUACAUUUUUGAAAGCAAAUCUAUUUCUUGAGAUAUUUAAUCAGCUUUAAGGAAAAACUACUUGUUAAUAAGAUGAGAAUUAUUUUCAUUCAUCACCAGAUCUAACUUCCUCACUUCAAAUUCUUAUCAAAGAGUCCUUGCUGUUUUUGUGAAAAAAAAUUUACAUUCAUCUUUAUCACAAUGAAAAUUCAGUGCUUUAAAAUAAAUUCUCCUGCUAAGAAACCCUGAAAAUCCAGCUUAACUGGGGUUGAAGAUGAGUAACAUCUUUAUUAUGACACAGCCAGGCAUAGAAAUUACAUAGUCAUGUAAGUAAUAUUCAGUUACAAGUCCAUUUAAUAUUACACACUCGUGUAAGUGAAUGUGAAGCUGAAUUUGUCAGCAUGUGACCACUUACAUGUGCUGUCUUGUCUAUUGGGUGCACACUAAUGUGAUGUCAGAAAGACGCUGAGGAUUGUUGGUUGUCGUGUCAACUUCAGCAGUUUUAACGGUUUAUGUCAGACUACUGACCUGUUUAAUAGCGUCAAACACUAGCAACCAGGCCAGUCCAUUGUGUGCAGAAUAUGUUGUAGUGUGCUGGUUGCCAGUAUUGAUGAUGCAGGAUGCUCAACAAGUUCUCCAUCUACAGGGUUUUGUGUGCUCACAUGACAGCUAUCUGUCAUGUAAGUGAUGAAACUUGAAACAUGAAGUUUGCAUGCUUAAUAUUCUGUGAUGGGCUGGAUUUUAAAAUGUAUGAAAUUUUAAUCAUAUCAUAGAUACCAUGAUCGCUUAUCUCUUGUGCAGUUUUUUCCAAAGUGCUUUGAAAUAUUUAAUGAGCAAUUGGGAUCUUUUACAAAUUUGAGUAAACUUGUGAUAUGAUAGCAUGAAUGAUGGACAUUGCUUGCCUAUUACCCUAGCAUGUGAUGGUCUAUUUCUUUUGCAUCCUUUAGACAGCCUCCUAAAGUUUGCAGUCGCACAGUCACAGGUUGUGUGGGGGUUACCUUAAAAUAAGCUCUGUACAGUACCUUGACCACUCAGGCUAUGCGAGUACAGAGUGUGUGGGGGUUACCUUGAUCACUCAUUACAAGUGUACACACAGAUCAGUUGGAAUAUUUCUUCACCAUCCCAGAACUUUUCUGGAAAGUAUGAUCAAGUCUGUUGAGUGGAAACAACUUUUCUCAUAUUGUUUCCACAAAAUGACAACUGACUUGACUGAAACGGUUUUCACAGGUGAACUGUGCGUCUCCUGUAAUGAAUUGACUCACGUCAUUAUCACUAAGUGCAUGCUCUUUCACAGUUUCAGCAGUUUAGGAUUUCUUUCAUUAUCAAGAUGAAAACAGUGUUUUUGGCUUGUUCUCAUCAGGUUGUCUGUAUUUCUCGAGUCUUGCAAAAAAUAAGCUGUUGGAAGACUCCAUUUGCAUUCAUCUCAUAACUGUUUGAUUGUUUACAUGUUCUGUAAGUAUGCACUUUUACUGUAGUGCAUUCAACCACCUUAACUAGUUUCAUAAAGACCACAUUUUCUGCUAGAAUGAGGCCUUAGCAAAUAUGCUUCUGGUUUUGCUACCAACUCAAAGGAAAAGAGCAGAUGAUUGGCUCUUCCUUUGAUAGAAGUACAGAAGCUUAAUGUAUGUUAUGUGGCCAGUAAGCUAGGGGUAGUGGAAAUCAGUGACUUUUAACACAAAAAAAAGAAUAAAGAAACAAAUUAAGGUUGACAUGAAUUUCAGCAUGGUUGGUGUUGCUAUGGUUUGGCUGUUGGCUGUCAAGGAGCUCACUGACACCUGACAGCUUGUCACUUCAUGAAAGGCUAAAUCUUGGGCUCAGCAGUCUAAUCCAUGGUUUCACAAAGAGAUUUUAACAUACAUUAAUUUUUCAAACAAUAUGAGUGUACAUAGAAUUGAAGCAGUAAAUCUUUGUCCCCAUCAAGAGAAUGUUCAUCAAGAUGCAGAUACUAGCUCUCACAUUUGUCCUAUUACGACAAGCCAUGCUGUAACCCUGUAUCUGAUACUGAAUCUCUCACUCAGAAUUAUUUCAACAAAGAACAGGUGACUGAGCACAAAUUUGAAGAUCACAUGUCUUUGUUCUUGGUAAUAGUAUUUUGUACAUUAGGUUGCAAAUCUUUGUUCUUGGUUACGUUUUAUAUGCAUUAAAACAUGGAAUCUGAGCACCUGUCCGUCCAAGAUAACAAGUAGCUAUAACAUAGCAUUCGCUUGUAGCAGUGGCUACCCCAAAAAUCCACCCACAACAUAAGGUGGCUAGGGCUUUCACUUUUCCAUCAAGUUAGAUUAUUUAUAUAAAUUUGAUGACAAGUUUGUUGUACUACAUUGAAAUGGAAAGAAAUAUAUGGGUUUUUAUUUUGCUAAGGAUAAGAAACAUUCUUUGUUACUGAAGGUGUCUUGCACAUCAGGUAUGCAGGUGCGUGUUUUGAAUCUUAAACUUUAGUUCAGUUUGGUUUUUUCCUUUUUGGUCUAGUCUUUGUAUACACUAAUAGUUUUUCUGUCUGUGAUACGAGUUUUAUUUGCUCAUUUUUAAACUUGUGUAACUUUAUCACCUUGAUAUUUAAGCUUUGUGGUAUUAUUUUUACUGAUUUCAGGUGUUUACACCACAUUUCUCUUUGUUGAAAUAAAAAGGGAAAAAAAAA